AUGCCUCCGCCCAGGAAUGUUCAUUGCUGUCCGACGCCAUCCUUGUGUGUGGAUGUCGCCCCAAGAUUCACGUGGACACGUGUGAAUAAGCGUAACUGUGUUGUGUUGAGUCAACACUGUUGGCACAACAAAACACCGCAGUUGAAAGAAUAA
Chondrus crispus (carragheen) is the source of this 153-nucleotide messenger RNA. RefSeq lists its product as hypothetical. Lineage: Eukaryota; Rhodophyta; Florideophyceae; Gigartinales; Gigartinaceae. The record is from RefSeq and is a predicted model, not a curated record. The coding region runs from base 1 to 153 and encodes 50 amino acids. The transcript has a single exon.